Hyla sarda is the source of this 2409-nucleotide messenger RNA. It is a transcript of the gene ZDHHC1, whose product is annotated as zinc finger DHHC-type containing 1. The record is from RefSeq and is a predicted model, not a curated record. The transcript has 12 exons. Gene Ontology annotation, molecular function: protein-cysteine S-palmitoyltransferase activity. Gene Ontology annotation, cellular component: Golgi apparatus; endoplasmic reticulum. The coding region runs from base 683 to 2359 and encodes 558 amino acids. Gene Ontology annotation, biological process: peptidyl-L-cysteine S-palmitoylation; protein targeting to membrane. Lineage: Eukaryota; Metazoa; Chordata; Amphibia; Anura; Hylidae.
GUCACCCUUUGGGUUUAUUCAGACUAGGUGGUUGAGGUGCUUCACAGUUCCAAAGUUAGUACAAGUGAGGGUCAAUAUAACGGACACCUCACAGAAUCCCUACGGACUCCAUUUAAACUCCGUGGUGCUGUCCAUUGUACUCUGACCCUUUCGGUGCACAAAAAACUUAGCCUAAAACUGCUAAACUGCAGCAAUUUGAUCUUUUCAUAAAUUUAUUUUUGACAUAAAUGGAUAGGGGAUAAGAUGUCUUUGGCCAGAAUACCCCUUUAAAAACAGGAAGAGGCUGCCACAUCGAAAUUUUUAAGCUGGUUUCCUCUCCGAAAUUCUGCCGUGUGUAUACCUACAGGUUUUCGGAAGUGGACACCAAGUUGUAACUAUAAAGUUGUGGAUUCGGUAAAAUUGCCUUGUAAUAUUGUGGAUGAGUGACCCUAUAGUGAAGAUAAUGGAUGACUUUCAAGAGCGGACUUUCCUGCUAACCUUUUAUGGACUGUUUUAAUCUGAAUAUUAACCAUUAUAAAGGGAUACAUUAACCAUAGACUGUUGCUGCUCAUGAUAUUCAUGUAUCAUUAUAUCCAGAAAGGUCCAAAUGCUUGUAGGCCAGAACACUCAGUUCUGGAAGAAAUAUCAGUAAUUUCUCUUCAGGUCAGAAGCCUUUUGCAGGCCUCUAACCAAGUCUAUUCUGAUGACCUUCUGCAGGAAGCCGUCUGGUAAGACCGUGCCCGACAAGGAGGGCGUGGACACUGUAACAGAGACCCCUCAACAUUUUCGGAAAAAUGGCUGGAGUUGGCCCCCACACCCAUUGCAGUUUGUGGCCUGGUUCACAUAUCUUCUUUUCGCCAUCAUAGGAUUUGGCAUUCUUGUCCCCCUCUUGCCUCGGCAUUGGGUAGCUGCUGGUUAUGUUUGUAUGGGAGCACUGUUCACUUUACAAUGUAUCGUCCACUUUAUGGCUGUAACCAUUGAUCCAGCAGAUGAGAAUGUACGUGCCAAGAGCUCUCCUGGUCCUCUUCCUGUAUUCGAUAGGACCAAGCAUGCUCAUGUCAUUGAAAACAUGCAUUGUUACAUCUGUGAGGUGGAUGUGGGUGCCAAGUCAAAGCACUGCAGUUUAUGCAAUAAAUGCGUCAGUAAUUUUGAUCACCACUGCAAAUGGCUCAAUAACUGCGUGGGAGGAAAAAAUUACUGGCUUUUUUUCAACUGUCUUAUAUCUGCAUUCCUGGGCACUUUCUUGCUGAGCACAAUUUCAUCAUAUGUAUUUAUAGAAUACUUCAUUGAUCCAACAGCAUUAAGGACUGAUCCGCACUUUACAGCCGUUCAGAACCUUUCAGAUGUGUGGUAUGUGUUCCUGCCUGCAGCACCAGUGGAAACUCAAGCCUCUGUCAUUUUGGGCCUGGCAGCUCUAGUUUCAGUGCUGGGACUCAUUACUAUACUGUUGAUAGGACAACUGCUCUGCUUUCACAUCUACCUCUUGUGGAAUAAACUUAGCACUUAUGAAUAUAUAAUGCACCAGCGGCAGAAGCAGGAAAUGAAGACAAGCAACAUGGAUCCAGAUGCUGGAGGAACACCUCCCACUGGCCGGGCACAGAAUGAGAGCUAUGGUGGAAGUCUCAUUUACACUAAUCCAGAUGUUUUAUUUGAGAGCCCUUCAUCUGGAUCUCCAAAUACAGAAUCACCCGUGCCUGUGAACAUUGAUCAUGGGAAUAGAGACCCUGAGUUUGACCCGAAGACUUCAUCAGCUGAACAGAAGAAACCAAAGAAGAAGAAAAAGAAAAGGACAAAAAGCAACAGAAUCACUCCAGAAGAUUCCAAUAAACAUUCAAGUGGCAUACCAGACGUCCGUGUACUUCCUCCAUCCCUUGAAGAAAAUGAUGCUCCAGUGUCCCCAGCACCUCGGGCCAUCCAUUCGCCCAGUUUCCCAUCAAGGUCUUUACCUGUUUUGGCUCCGAUUAACUUACAUCCAGUUCAGGCUGCAGGACCACCUGCUGAAUAUCACUCUGAUUCUGCAGAGUCUAUGGAAGAAAUUCCAGUAGCCCAAACACAUCUUGGCAGCUCUUCUAUGAGCGAGAACCUGUUUCUCACACCAAGGAGUCCCAAAGACAUAGUGAGUGAGUGUGAGCAUGGACCAAGACAAAAUCACUUCUGGCCUGUCACUUCGCAAAAGUUUGAACUGCUACCAAAGACUCCAUCGAUAUUUGUCAGUGAGAGCAGUGGAAGACCUGCGCCCAAUGGACUUGGCGAAUCCAAAGCACAGAACAUUCACAAAACACAUUACAAAAAGAUGUGGGUGGCAAAGGGCAUGGAAGGAGAGCAGGUUCUUUCCAUCUCUAAUGCAGAAGUUUUGCCCUCCAUCUAUGCUAAUAAGUAGCUAUAACCCUUUUUUAAUAUGAAGAUGUAUAAUCAUUUAUUCUUAAUAAA